Messenger RNA from Orcinus orca (killer whale), 1716 nucleotides. Its product is annotated as histone H2B type 1-M. Bases 937 to 1317 code for a protein of 126 amino acids. Gene Ontology annotation, molecular function: DNA binding; protein heterodimerization activity; structural constituent of chromatin. Gene Ontology annotation, cellular component: nucleosome. NCBI's taxonomy places the organism in Eukaryota, Metazoa, Chordata, Mammalia, Artiodactyla, Delphinidae. The record is from RefSeq and is a predicted model, not a curated record. The transcript has 2 exons.
UGCGGUUAGACUGACCAGGGAACAGGCCUGAGCGUAAGCUUGUUUUAGGCUCCAGUGUGCGGAGAGUGGAGACCGCUGGUUGAAAGUCCCCACUUCGCCCCAAAGGGCGCGGUAAGGGAGAGCACAAACUCAGGUGCAGGAAGUCUCCCCCCACUGUAUCAGGCACUACGUUCUGUAGGUGUCUGGAGACCACUAAAGUGAAAUUUAAAUGUUUACCCCAUUGCACGAAAGAUGGUUUAUCAUUUAAUGAGCCACUUGCAUUUUCUUUGCUUAAGAAGGGCAUGCCGACAGGCAAAACUGGCAAGUUUGCGGGAAAAAUACUCCCAAGUAUUUUAAGCAUCAUGGUUAAUAAGUAACAAAAAUUAUCAGGACUUCUGAUAGAGGACGAAGAGGUUAAGAAUUGUGAACUUUUAAGAGGGUGACCCAGCCCAGCACGUUACGUGCAGGUAGUGGCUACUUAUUGGUUAGCUGCCCAGGGCGCGGGGUAAUGCGUUUACGAGCUUGUCCACCAGCUCCAGCUGGACAUUAACACGGUGACUAGUUGCGGGGCCCGAACCAAUGCACGAAGUUAUCCAAAGGAACAGAGAAGUUGCUUUCAGUUACUAACUUAAAGCUAGCGUGUUGUCAUUUCCUUUCAUCUGCUUGCUGUGAAAUACACAGUGCAGGUGCUUCAAAAGGCUAUUUGUACUAGCUAUGGGUAGUCUAGUCUAGACCCGUCUGAUUGGGUCAAAGCACACUAACUAAACAGCCAAUGAAAAGGUAGACCUGCUACUAUCAUUUACAUUCCUGUUUGUGACGCCACAAUAAAAUUAAUCCAAUCAUGAGCGAAAUCUUACUAACCUAAUUUGAAUACCGCAUCUAUAAGUAAAUGUGGCCUCAGCGGGGGCGACUCUUUUCCCAGGUGUUAGCGUUAGUGUUCGAAUUUUUAACGCUACAAUGCCUGAACCCACCAAGUCCGCUCCGGCCCCGAAGAAGGGCUCCAAGAAGGCGGUGACCAAGGCGCAGAAGAAGGAUGGCAAGAAGCGCAAGCGCAGUCGCAAGGAGAGUUACUCCGUGUACGUGUACAAGGUGCUGAAGCAGGUCCACCCGGACACCGGCAUCUCGUCCAAGGCUAUGGGCAUCAUGAACUCGUUCGUCAACGACAUCUUCGAGCGCAUUGCGGGCGAGGCGUCGCGCCUGGCGCAUUAUAAUAAGCGCUCGACCAUCACUUCCAGAGAGAUCCAGACGGCCGUGCGCCUGCUGCUGCCCGGGGAGCUGGCCAAGCACGCCGUGUCUGAGGGCACCAAGGCUGUCACCAAGUACACCAGCUCCAAGUAAACUUGCCAAGCGAGAGACAUGAGUGCAGAGAAGAAAUGAAUGCAAACAGUAACUGAAAAUGAGAAUCUGGCCGUAGAAGUUAUGAAGUAUGAUGUCUGACCUGCCUGAGAUGAUAGAUUAGUGUGUAUGUCCCACCAAAAUCCUACCCAUCCUGAUUUGCUGCACACUGACUUAUCAAAAGGAGAUCACUACCCGAGUGGAAGAACCUAAACAAGGUGUUUUAGCUUUUUCAUUUUAUUUUUAUUUACAUAAUAAAAACAGAAUUUACUUCUGUUACAGGCGUAAUUACUGGGAACUCAUUAUUUACCGUGGACUACCUUUGCUGGGGGAAGUCUGAAAGGAUAGCAAAACAUUUGUAAAUGAGACGCUAUAUUUAAUAAACUCUAUGGAUAAUUGAAA